UUACACCGUAUUUGACAAAUCAUGCUGCUCUUCUUGGUCAUUGUAUCUCUGGCCAAUACUUUUUUUUCUGUUGGAGUUGUUUGUAUGCCCCUAUCAGACCAGGGGCCCCACAUCACCAACGACUGGGGACAGGUAGUUCGGUUCAGGCACUUGUACGCCGCUAGACCAGGACUGCACCUGCUGAUAAGUGGAGAUGGACAGAUCCACAGCUCUGCAGACCAAACCCUGCACAGCCUGCUGGAGAUCCGUCCAGUAGAUCCAGGCUGUGUUGUCAUCAGAGGAGCAGCGACCGCACGCUUUCUCUGCAUAGAAGCCGAUGGAAGACUGUACUCAUCGCACACCUACGACAGAGAUGACUGCACAUUCAAAGAGCAGAUCUUGCCGGACGGAUACAACAUCUAUGUCUCUGACAGACACAGAGUCCUGCUCAGUCUAGGAAACCACAGACAGAGGCUACAGGGUCGAGACAGAGACUUCCCAGCUCUGGCCCAAUUCCUCCCCAGGAUCAGCACCCUAGAUCAGGCCUUGUACCCUGGACUCGACAUUCUUGACCAGCCAGGACAGAGUGGAGCCCAAACAGAGGAACCUGUGGACACGGUGGACUCUUUUGCAAAGCUCUCUCAGAUUAUUCACAGUCCAAGCUUCCAUAAGAGAUGAGACAGAAGCUCUGAGAGAGCAGUAAAUGGAUGUGUCCAGGUGUGCUCUGCUUUGUCCGAGGACUGAAACCAAACACUCCUUCCUGCAUGUUGUCAAACAGUGCCUGACUGCACUCAGUCUGUGACAUUCGUCCAUCUGUCCUCUGCAGUGAAAUACAGAGCGGAGAAUGACACCCGUACUGGGUAUAAUGUUCCAUCCUGUCAUUUUCAGUAAGACCCUUUACAUUUACUGAACAAACACCCGGAGCAUGCUCUUUUUCCUCUCCAAAAAGAGCCUACUUUACACAAGGAGGAAGACGUUUGACUUUCUGGUUUGUUUAGAGUAAGGUGACAGCACCAGUAACUAUAGAUGAGAGCAGCACCUAAGAAACCUAAGAAACUGGUAAAAGGAGAAAAAAAAAGGCAUGGUUGUUAUUAUACUGUGGAGCACCAAAAACAAUGAUGACAGAUUGUCAUUUUGUUAGAAAAGACAACAAGCAUAUUUCCCUGCGAUAGCUUGAACACAACAAGCAUCUCAGGGUAUAAUGCCUCAGUGAAAGGAAGAGAACAAGACUUUGCUACCUAUAGAUGAGAAUUAGGAUGUUGGUCAAAUAAACUGCAGUGGGAUAGUAAGUCAAAAAUAGGGCGUAUAAGGCUUUCCACAACUGGCAAAAGUCAUAUUGCAGAGGUUUAGUUGUUGUAUUUAUUUGGUUAUUUGAAUGUCCUGUAGUUCCAAUGUGAAUAUCGUUAUUGAAUGCACCUUCACAUUUUGUGUGUGUCGAUGCUUCCUGUUACGUGUAAAGCAACACUUUGCAUUCAUUUGAUAGAAGAUAUUGGAAUAAAGUAAUUAUCAUAAAACAUUCCAAGCAGGGUCACUGUUUGUGAUUAAUGCCUGUUGACCUUUGUACGCAUGGUGAUUGUCUCUGUAUAUCACUGUCAUUUUGAGAUUUGACAUAUGUCAUCAUAAGUUCAAAAUAGCAAGCGAAGACUAGAUGUUUCAAAGACCUCUGAAUUAACUGUUACUCCUGUGUUUAGAAAAAUAGGCAGGUAAAAAAAAAAAAAGAAGAAGAAAAUCAGAUACUUUCAUACAGAUUUUGACAUUUUUCUCUUAUUUUUUUUUAUUUUUUUUCUGUGACUAAAAAUCUGUCUGUCUGCUCUGGUUGAAGUUAUGCACCAGAUCAUAUAUUCUGCCUGAUUAGAUCUCCUGUAUUUAGCAUCUUUUAUUUAAAAUUAUCAUAUAAUUUACACUUAAAUAGUUUAAUUAAACAGCAAUAUCACAUAGUCUUCAGAUUUCAUCUAAAUAAAGGCCCAACAGGCAGUAUAUACCCUUUGAUGCAAAACGUCCUUUGCAGUGGAAAGGUGUAUUUUCACUGACAGAAAAAAAAAAGAUGUAUUGAUUGACUAUCAAACACUGUUUGAAAUAAAGUGUCUAUCAAGUUUAUUAAAUUAAUGAAAGUUGUCAAUUACUUUUUGUUACCUCCACCAU
Molecule: messenger RNA, 2121 nt
Organism: Acanthopagrus latus (yellowfin seabream)
Lineage: Eukaryota; Metazoa; Chordata; Actinopteri; Spariformes; Sparidae
Gene: fgf19
Product: fibroblast growth factor 19
Exons: 3
Coding region: 22-657 (211 amino acids)
Biological process (GO): fibroblast growth factor receptor signaling pathway; regulation of cell migration; positive regulation of cell population proliferation
Cellular component (GO): cytoplasm
Molecular function (GO): growth factor activity; fibroblast growth factor receptor binding
Source: RefSeq, a predicted model, not a curated record